This is a messenger RNA of Salvia hispanica, 978 nucleotides long. RefSeq names its product Thioredoxin superfamily protein (gene HCF164). Gene Ontology annotation, cellular component: chloroplast thylakoid membrane. The record is from RefSeq and is a predicted model, not a curated record. NCBI's taxonomy places the organism in Eukaryota, Viridiplantae, Streptophyta, Magnoliopsida, Lamiales, Lamiaceae. Gene Ontology annotation, biological process: cytochrome b6f complex assembly. Gene Ontology annotation, molecular function: oxidoreductase activity, acting on a sulfur group of donors, disulfide as acceptor.
GUACUGUACAACUCUAGACGGCAACUAAGUGUAGUACCUUUGACCUUUUUGUUUCACAAACUCCACCGUCCCGUCCCGCCAUGGCUUCAACCUCCAGCGCCACCACCAUUCCCCAAUUCCGCUCCUCAUCUUUCCACUCUCAUCCCCACCCGCCGCUCUUCGUCAAUUUCUCCUCACACUGUCAGAAGACUGAUCUCCGCCGUCACAGGAUUUUCUGCCAAAACAAUUCCGAUCCAUCCCCAACGGAGGAGAAGCCUGAAUCUACAAUUGAUGCCGUAGCGACAGAAACGACCUCGUCGGCUGGCGCUGGAUUGCCGGCCUAUCCAACUAAGGAUCUCAACCGCCGAGUCGCGGUGGCUUCUGUGCUUGGGGCUGUUGGAUUGUUCGCCUCUGCGCGAUUGGACUUUGGCGGCACAUCAUUGAAGGAUCUCUCCGCUUUAGCAUUGCCCUAUGAAGAGGCUCUUUCAAAUGGCAAACCCACUGUUGUUGAGUUCUAUGCAGAUUGGUGUGAAGUAUGUCGUGAGUUAGCACCGGAUGUCUACAAAGUUAAACAACAGUUUAAGGACAAAGUGAAUUUUGUUAUGUUGAACGUUGAUAAUACAAAGUGGGAACAAGAGCUUGAUGAAUUCGGUGUUGAGGGUAUUCCCCAUUUUGCAUUUCUGGACAAAGAUGGUAAUGAAGAAGGGAAUGUGGUAGGCCGCCUCCCACGACAAUACCUGCUUGAAAAUGUUGAUGCCCUGGCUCGGGGAGAAGCAAAUGUGCCUCAUGCUCGUGUUGUAGGACAAUAUUCAAGUACUGAAGGAAGAAGAGUUCAUCAAGUUGUCGAUCCUAGAAGUCAUGGCUAGGGAAUUUAGGCAUAUUUUGGCCAAACCGUUGUAUGAAAGUGGAAUACUAAAAUACUGUCCUUGAGAACAAGGCCUUGAGGCCCUUGACAAACUGGCACUCUUAAAAUGCAAAAGAUUUCCUCAUUCUGUCUAA